Messenger RNA from Parus major (Great Tit), 5426 nucleotides. It is a transcript of the gene PHYKPL, whose product is annotated as 5-phosphohydroxy-L-lysine phospho-lyase. Gene Ontology annotation, molecular function: pyridoxal phosphate binding; transaminase activity. Gene Ontology annotation, cellular component: mitochondrion. The record is from RefSeq and is a predicted model, not a curated record. Bases 2723 to 4090 code for a protein of 455 amino acids. NCBI's taxonomy places the organism in Eukaryota, Metazoa, Chordata, Aves, Passeriformes, Paridae. The transcript has 13 exons.
UCUGUAAUUUCAUAAAUUCAGAAUUUGAAAUCCUUAAGCAAACCAGCAAAACACGUAGGAGGUUUCAGCAGUUUAAGAUAUUCCAUGCAAUGUUGCAAAGUUAUCCAUGGAAAAUGACACCUGUGGCUUUGAGACUGUUGUAGUAACCACUACCCUGGGUAAAAUUUCGUUUUUGCACUCAGACAAAUACAGCAGGCUCUUGGGUAAGAAUGCAAGAACUCACACGUUGUAAUGCACAAUUGAUUAAAAUAAGUAAUAAAAAUUAAUUAAACUAUUAAGAUGCCAGAAAGUUUCCAGCUUUAUAAUAAUGGUAAAUAACUCCCCUGGCCCGUCCAUGUAAUAUCUGCACUGUAGGGGUGUUCCCCAGUCAGUGAUUGCUGGUUCAAUUCUGCCCUCUAGAGGAGAUUUAUUUUUUUUAAGAGAAGCAGAUAUUAUGCAACUUUUAUGCUGUGACAGUGUCUCUUAAUUUACAGCAGACGUGAUUUUUGUGUAACUUUACGGUUUGAAUAGAUAUUUGUAAAACCAGGAGUGCAUGGAUAGAACCUUCAUUUUAUUUUCAUUUCUUUCUUGGGAAAUACCAUUGUAUUCUCAUGUUUUUUCAGUCCCACUGUUGCCCAGAUAAUUUACAGUGUUACACAAAUAAAAUCUACCUGUAGUAGGCCUUCUGACACAUUUCUAUUUUUAAAAUGUUGAGCAUGGAAGCUCUGAAUUAUUUCCUUUGUAGGCAACAGAUUUCUCCUUAAUAUAUGCAAAAUAUUAAUAACUACAAAUGAUUAAGGUAUAAAAAUUUAAAUGUCCCCAAACCACUCAUCCUGGAGAUAUAGUGCACGUAUGUGGCUGAAAUCAGAUAAGUGAGUUUGGUUCAAAUGUGCUCUAGCAGAGGAAGGAGCUCCCUGCCCUCAGCAGUGUCCAGGGCUGGAAAGAACCUCAGUAUUGCUUUGUUUGACUAGAAACGCCUGGUUUGUACCUGUUCAGGACGGUCUAACAUGCUAAGCAGCACACUCAGCCUUGCAGAGGUUUAACCAGAAGAUUUUUCAAGUGAGAAGUUACAUAUAUGGAUAAUUUCCAAAGGCCUGUGACACUUUAACUUGCCGAGGCAAUCACUGUGGCACACAAAGAACCUGGCAACUUUACAGGACAGUGUUUAUGUAAGCAUAUUUCUUGACUCUUUUGCAAUGUUUAAUUUAUUUUUUUAACAAAAAGGAGGGUGCAGAGAGAAACAUCUGGUCACUCUAGUUAGUCCAGUCUCAGUGUCAUUUACUGGAGUCACCUGCCUUUUAACCGUGUCCCUGGCACUGCACUGGACCUGGCCAUAAUUAGUUCAGUUUGAAAUACUCCAGAGCCCAACUUGGAAAUUGAAAUCUAUUGCAGACUGAAGCAAACCAGUGAGUAAAAAAUCCAUUUCCUGAACUUUAUUUUCCCUGGUGGUCAUUUAUAUUUGUAAGUUAAAAAUUAUUUUUAGUACUUUCACAUCCCCAGGUGAACUACUGCACCUUUGCCAUGUGCUUGUGUCCCAUUAGAUGGCACAACACAAGGAAUGUGUGACUAUUGUGUAACCUGCAGCAAAAAUAAGUGCUGAAAAUCUGUCAGAUAUGAUAAGAUAAAGGACUUAAUAGAUUAUAUUAUUGUAUACAACUGUGGAGCCUGGGGGAAACCACAGGAAGGCUGGGAAACACAGGUUUUCCAUACAUAAAAAGUUGAAUUAUUGAUAAGAGAGUGGCAUAAGAAGUACAUUAGUAACAUUUGUGGUAUUCCUAUGUCUUAGGACAAACAAUUAAUUCCUGUUUUGUUAAAUUCUGCUAGAAAUUGCCUUAAGUGUGGUUUCAUGGAACAGUCAGCUCACUUCUUUGUCAGCUCACUUGUGUGGUUACUUAUGUAACUUAGAUAUUAAUGAACAAAAACCGAAAACGGAGGUGACCCAACUAUGUGUAAAUGACACUGAUCCCAUCUGCUGCUUUUUAUUAUACUGUCAAACACUGUAUUUGAAAAGGUCAUUUUACAGAGAUUUAUUAAGUGUAGGUGAGUGUCUAUCAAACUUGUAUUCUUGCACUUACAUUAAAAAAUUAGAAUCUGGUUUUGCAAAGCAAAAGCACCCAUGAUAUCCACCGAGUUUUUGAAUUUAGCAGGAAAGGUCAUAAGCUGCCAUCAGUGGCAAAUGAGAUCUGGAGCCUGUUGUGUUUGCUGGUUUGUUUCAUAGAGUGCAGUUUUAUAAACAAUUUCGUAACAGCUUUUUGUGUUUCAAUUUGAGUUUCCUUUUCUGCUAUCUUAAAAUAAUCAAAAGUACUGAAUAUGAAGAAUGUUCAGCACAAAUACCACAGACAAAACUGAAAGCCCCCUGCUUUGUUGCAUUAUGUAACUUUGGACAUAGAAAUAAUACAAAACUGGUGUAUAGAUUAGCAUUUGAGAAACUGCACUUGCUGGUAUCUCAAAUCUGUAUACAGUUUAGAAAAAUACAUGCAACAUGUGCCUCAUCUGUCCAUAUUUGUUUUGAAAUUAUGCCAAUAGAGCUUAAUCCUCUACCACAUUAAGCGAGUGUCCCUUAUUUAUGUGAGCAGUUGCAUCACUCCAGGGAGGCUGUUCAAAGGAGAAAGGAUUGUUUGUGUGUUUGCAGUUUGCCAAAAAGUUUUAAGAGCAGUUUGUCAUUUUAAACCAAAAGAAUGUGAAUGUGUAUUUGGAAGGAAAAAAAAAUACGUCAUUUUCUAGAAUCAAGUUGAGCAAGUUGAUGAACCCAAUUGGUUAUGGGAUACAACACCUGCAGCAGCAGAACUCAAUCCAUCACACAGCCUCCCUUCUGGUUAUCUUCCUAUUUUUCUUUAGCUCUUCUUGCAAGCUGUUUUUUCCUAAUGAUCCACUGAAGAUUGUGAAGGCAAAAGGCCAGUAUAUGUAUGAUGAGAAUGGGAGACAAUACCUUGACUGCAUAAACAACGUUGCUCACGUUGGGCACUGUCACCCUGAUGUAGUAAAGGCAGCCUAUGAACAGAAUCAGUUGUUAAAUACAAAUUCUCGUUACCUUCAUGACAACUUGGUUGAUUAUGCAGAUAGACUUUCAAAAACCCUGCCUGAGAAAUUAUGCAUCUUCUAUUUUUUGAAUUCUGGAUCUGAAGCCAACGACCUUGCCCUGAGAUUGGCACGGCAGUACACAAAACAUGAGGAUGUUAUUGUUUUAGACCAUGCUUACCAUGGACAUCUGACAUCUUUGAUUGACAUAAGCCCAUAUAAAUUCAGAAAUCUAGAAGGACAAAAGGAAUGGGUCCACGUGGCUCCUGUUCCAGACACAUACAGGGGACUUUACAGAGAAGACCAUGAAGAUUCAGUAACAGCCUAUGCUGAUGAAGUAAAAAAUAUUAUUGAGCAUGCACAUAAGAGGGGCAGAAAGAUUGCUGCAUUUUUUGUUGAAUCUCUACCAAGUGUGGGUGGUCAAAUCAUUCCCCCAGCAGGUUAUUUUCAGAAGGUUGCAGGGCAUGUGCACAAGGCAGGAGGCAUAUUUAUUGCUGAUGAAAUUCAAGUUGGCUUUGGCAGGGUUGGCAAGCACUUUUGGGCAUUCCAGCUUCAGGGAGAAGAUUUUAUACCUGAUAUUGUCACUAUGGGGAAGCCAAUAGGAAAUGGGCAUCCGCUUGCUUGUGUAGCAACAACAAAGGAAAUUGCAGCAGCAUUUGCAGCCACAGGAGUGGAGUACUUUAAUACAUUUGGUGGGAACCCUGUUUCAUGUGCCACUGGAUUAGCUGUGUUAGAUGUGAUUGAGAAGGAACACCUUCAGGCUCAUGCCACAGAGGUAGGCAAUUUCUUGAUGAAGCUACUCAAGGACCAGCAAAUCAAGCAUCCCAUCAUUGGUGAUGUCAGGGGUUGUGGCUUAUUCAUUGGAGUGGACUUAAUCAAGGACCAGGCAGAAAGGACUCCAGCCACAGCAGAAGCACAAGAUUUAAUAAAAAGACUUAAGGAAAAAUGUAUUUUACUGAGUACAGAUGGGCCAGGAAGAAAUGUGCUGAAAUUCAAACCCCCAAUGUGUUUUAACAUGGAAGAUGCAAAAUUUCUUGUGGAGACAAUUGACAAAAUACUAACAGAUAUGGAAAAAGAAUGUUUGAACCAUUAGAAAACACCAAUUUCUUCGACCUGAGCAGGUAUUUACCUAUACUCACCCAGUACUACUUAAAAGCAAAGGUUCCUAAACAGAACUUCACAAGCUCUGUCAGAAUAAAUCUUCCUCAGAGAUGCUUGUACUCAAAAGUUUGCAGGAAUUUCUGGGAAUCUACAAGCAUGGACAGUUAUGUACAUCCAGCAUUCACAACUACCUCCCAUCUGACACUUGCAGCAACACUGUGCAUCACUUGUUUGUGAGGGCCAACAUGUCCCAGACAUGACUGUCUCUAGAGCAUGCAAAUGACUGCGCAACCACACAAACAGAGCUUUUCUGCUUGCUGCUCAGUGCCUUCAGGCUCCAGCCAGAAGCUGGUCCAGCUGCACAACCACUUCUCAGCAGAUCUCCCCUCAAGAGUCAUUUCAGGUUCACAGUUGGUAUCUCAUUUUUCACAAUCCAUUCACCCCUAGACUCAAAAGUUUGUGGGUAUCAGAGACAGACUGGUCCUGUUAAGUCUUCAAAGUCUUGUUAUGUCUUCAUCUGUUGAGGUCCCUCAAUAUGUUGCCAAGAAAACAUCUACCUGCAACUCAAGUUUGCUGCACACUCAUGAGCAGAGUGUACACUUAACACCCUUUGGUACACUUAGUACUUCUUCAAACUAGUCUAAAAGACAACCACAUGUUUAGUAGAACUCGGGACAGCUGGGCAAGAAAUGGACCUAAGGUGAUCACUGUGAGCAGUGUAAUCAUUUAGUGGCCUCAACCACCAUGAGAUUCACAGUGCUCUGGCCCUGAGCUAAGGAGAAACAGGUUUUUUAGUUCAAUGUAAUAUUAGUAUAGCAGGCACAAGAAAAAUGUGUUAAUAUUUUAUUUAGCAAGUUAAUGGAAAGACAUACAGCUGUUUAUAUUACUUACUUUUAGGAACAGAAAGAAUACUUAACAGUGCCAGUGCAAAUUAGUGGCCUAAUGAUUUAAUGUGCUUGUCUGUAAUCUAAACUAAGCAAGAAAAAUGCCUUUAUUUUCUACAGGAAACCAAGAAUGCAAAGCCUCUUACUUAGUACAGUACUAGUAAGACACUUACAUAUAAUGUAAGCGAAAAUGAGGCAAUGAAGUAAUUUCUUUUAAUGAUACUUUUACAAAAACCCCGUAACAUUUAUUUUCUUUCCAUAGGUUUCAAACAAUGUUCAAGGUCUACUACUAAGAAACAUUAUUCUACUAUAAUAAUGCACAUUUAAUCUUCAUCUAGUAUGUCUUAGACCAGAUAAGUCACCUUUGAUUUUUCUGUUUUUGCUUAUCUUGUUUUUAGUAAAAGCUCUAGGAGAAAUAAAUUUUACAAGAGCUUGUCUCAACUC